AUGGCGAGCGCAAACACGACCUCAUACGACCUCCCCCCGUUACCCGACUACACUCUUACACCACUACAGCCUCUCACCUGGUGGAUUUCCGAUGAGCUCAUACAGGCAGCUUUACCCGUCCUUGGAUACUGGAUCGUCUCAUUGAUAUACCACGUCAUUGACGUAUACGACCUCUACCCACAGUACCGCCUACACACCCCAGCCGAGGUCCUCAAGCGCAACCAUGUAUCGCGGUACGAAGUGCUGCGUGACGUUGUACUCCAGCAAAUCAUCCAAAUCAUAGCUUCAUUUAGCCUUUCCAUGUUUGACGACCCUCCUACGACCGGUAUAGCAGACUACCAUGUCGCUUGGUACGCGCAGAAGAUCAGGUUGGCCCAGCGCGCAGUCCCCAUAAUCUUCUCUGCCGUAGGACUGAACCCUGUCGCCCUGGCUUCGAACAUCUCCUCCUCGCAACCCACGCUCGCCUCAGUGCUUAUCGGAGGCAAAUACCCCACGCUGCUGCAGACAGCCACCAUCGCAGGAGAGCAGACUCUGGUCCCCGCUUUUGCUUCAUGGGAACUGGCUACUGCUAGCUUUGCGUACUGGUACGCUAUUCCAGCCAUGCAGUUCGCCGCUGCCAUCGUCAUCAUGGAUGCGUGGGAGUACAUGUUACAUCGUGCCAUGCACAUGAACAAGUGGUUGUAUGUCACCUUCCACUCGCGCCAUCACCGCCUUUACGUUCCGUAUGCCUAUGGCGCUCUGUAUAAUCAUCCUCUCGAAGGUUUUGCUCUAGACACCCUAGGUGCUGGUAUUAGCUACUUGCUCACGGGCAUGACGAUGCGACAGUCAAUGUUCUUCUUCACUCUCUCCACGGUCAAGACGGUGACUGACCACGGCGGCUACGCAUUUCCUUUCGACCCAUUCCACUGGCUCUUCCCAAAUAAUGCCGCCUAUCACGAUAUCCACCACCAGAGCUGGGGCAUCAAGACCAACUUCUCGCAGCCCUUUUUCAUCUACCUAGACCGACUAGGCGGAACCAUGUACAAGGGUGACCCUACUGAGAAGUAUGAGCGUGCCCGCCGUGUUGCGCAACAAAAGCUGGAUCAAGAGAAGGAGAACGGCGUCACGACCGUACCUGCGGGAUCUGUCGCAGCAUCAGCUUUGUCAACUGACGAGAACCUGUUACCACAAGGUGUAGCGACGCCCCGCAUCUCGCGGAAGAAGGCGACCAGUAUCUCGUCUUCGGCGGGAAACUUCAAAGACCUCACAAAUAAGGUUAAUCAGAACCUUCAUGGGAGAAGAGCAAACGUCUUGGGGGUUCGUAGCUCAGAGUAA
This is a messenger RNA of Cucurbitaria berberidis CBS 394.84, 1314 nucleotides long. RefSeq lists its product as uncharacterized. The coding region runs from base 1 to 1314 and encodes 437 amino acids. Gene Ontology annotation, molecular function: iron ion binding; oxidoreductase activity. Gene Ontology annotation, biological process: lipid biosynthetic process. NCBI's taxonomy places the organism in Eukaryota, Fungi, Ascomycota, Dothideomycetes, Pleosporales, Cucurbitariaceae. The record is from RefSeq and is a predicted model, not a curated record. The transcript is spliced from 2 exons.